GAAAUGAUUUUUUUUAUUCAUUUUCCCGCGGUUACAGUGUAAACUGGAAGCGGCAGGGAGCGGAGUUUUACUGCACCGUGUGAACAGUGGUCUUCAGUGCCGGCUGCGGACAUUGUACCCUCCUCACAGCGGACAAUGCCGCCCAAGAGCCCGAGGAGAGGAGCGGCCAGCCGAGCCCCGGAGGAGCAGCCCAGCGGAGGAGGGAAUGAAAUUGGUGACCAAGAUUUUGCUACAUUAUGUGAGAAACUAAAAGUCUCGUCUCCUGUGAGAUCUCGGGCCUGGCAGGCGUACAAAAAGAUGAUUGCUUCAGAUUUGAUUCUGCAGGACACACUGAAGAAGAUUGAAGCUCUGGGACUUUGCCUGUUCAUUGCCUCCGUCGACUCUGAUGACAUGACGUUCACCUUUACUGAAAUUUUACGGGCUUUAGAUAUAAGCGUCAGCAAUUUUUUUCGGCUUUUGAAUCAAAUUGAUAUCAACAUGGAUAAUCUGAGCACCAAAGUUGAUAAUGCAGUCUCAAAGCUUCAGAAAAGAUAUGAAACAACAUGCAACUUGUACCAAAAAUUUCAGAGGACCUUUGACAACAUCUUUAUGGAACAGACAAAUAAUCAGACCUCUGCAGAGUCUAAUAGACUUCACCUUAUGAAAAGUUCCUGGGUUACCUUCAUUUUAGCUAAAGGGAACGUUUUACAGAUGGAUGAUGACCUAGUGAUCGCCUUCCAGUUGCUGCUGUGUGUCCUGGAAUAUUUUAUCAAGCGUUCACCCUCAGAUGUUCUCAAGGAACCAUAUAAAAGUGCAGUGAAUGGGACAUCUGUGAGUGGAUCAACCCGUGCGUCCCGACGUGGUCAGAACAGGAACACAGGGACGUCACAGAAAUCUGAAGCAGACACCAAGGUUAUAGAAGCUCUUUGUAAGGCGAACGAAUGUCCGGUUGGUGAGGUAAAGCAUGUCUAUGCCUCUAGCUUUGUUGACUUUCUGGACUCUGCAGGGAUUUCCAAUAUUGAUGGGCUCCCAAAGGUUGAUGUAAUCUCGCAACAGUAUGAACAACUUUAUCAGAAAAACAAAUACAUAGACGAACGGCUGUUUUUGGAAAACGACAACACCCUGAAAGUUGAUUUCCAAGAAAGCUUGGAGCAGGAGAGAACACCUCGUAAAAACAAUUUAGAAGAACCAUCUGUGAUUCCUCCACAGACACCAGUCAGAGCUGCAUUGAACACUAUUAACCAGCUGAUGACAAUUUUACAUUCAUCCAUUGAUGAACCAUCAGAAAUUCUUAACUCUUAUUUUGAGAACUGUACAGUAAAUCCAAAAAACGCCAUUACUGAGAGAGUGAAUCAGUUGGGUCUGAUGUUUAGACUCAGAUUUGCACGUGCCGUUGGACAAGCCUUUGCAGAAAUUGGAUACCAGAGAUACAAACUUGGCGUGCGUUUACAUUACCGUGUGAUGGAAUCUAUGUUAAAGUCUGAACAAGAGCGCUUGUCUGUACUCAACUUCAGCAGGUUGUUAAAUAAUGACACGUUUCAUAGAUGUCUGCUGGCCUGUGCUGUUGAAGUGGUCGUGGCCACCUAUGGAAGAAACUUUUAUCAAAGCUUGACCAAUUCAGAAACUGACAUAUCUUUCCCAUGGAUUCUCAGUGUAUUUGAGCAGAAAGCAUUUGACUUUUUCAAAGUAAUUGAGAGUUUUAUAAAAGGUGAACCAAGUCUUACCAAAGACAUGAUCAAACACCUUGAGCGCUGUGAACACAUGAUCAUGGAAUGCUUGGCGUGGCAGUCGAAUUCUCCUCUGUAUGAUCUAAUCAGACAAACUAGAGAUCGAGAGGGAGCAGAUCAUCCAGAAAUAGUGAGCACAUUACAGCAGCCAUCACAACAUAAUCCUACUGCAGCAGAUCUCUACCUCUCACCUUCAAGAAAUCUGCACAAUUGUGCUGCUUCUAGUGUGAACAUAACAUCCAAUACAAAUGGCCAUGGCCCACACCCUUCCCAGCCUCAGCAGAGAUCUACCUCACUUUCCGUUUUUUAUAAAAAAGUUUACCGCCUGGCAUACCUCAGGCUGAACAGCCUAUGCACCAGUCUCUUACCUGACCAUCUAGAACUUGAGCACAUCAUCUGGACACUUUUCCAGCAUACGUUACAACAUGAAUAUGAACUGAUGAAGGACAGACACUUAGACCAGAUUAUGAUGUGUUCCAUGUAUGGCAUUUGUAAAGCUAAGAACAUUGAUCUCAGGUUCAAGACUAUUGUGACAGCAUACAAACAGUUAACAAACACAAAUCAAGAGACUUUCAAGCAUGUGUUGAUCCGGGAAGGACAGCACGACUCAAUCAUAGUGUUCUAUAACCUGGUAUUUAUGCAGAAGCUGAAAAGUAAUAUUUUGCAGUAUGCAUCACCAAGGCCCCCAACAUUAUCUCCCAUUCCACAAAUCCCACGGAGUCCUUACAGAUUUCCAAAUUCUCCAAUGAAAAUCCCUGGGGGAAUUAACAUCUCUGUUUCCCCUUUAAGAAGUCCAUACAAGUCAUCUGAUGGAUUGCUUUCACCAACAAAGCUUACUCCGAGAGCUAGAAUUCUGGUGUCCAUUGGUGAAUCAUUUGGGGCAUCCGAGAAGUUUCAGAAAAUCAAUCAGAUGGUGAGCAGCGCAGAGCGACCCAUAAAAAGACAUGCAGACGGUGCUGCUCCAAAACCGCUUAAGAAGCUUCGCUUUGAUGGCCAUGAUGAAGCAGAUGGAAGCAAAUCUCUUUCUUCAGAAUCAAAAUUCCAACAGAAGCUUGAAGAAAUGAAAUCUGCAAGGACAAGAAUACAAAGACAAAAGUCUGAGGAGUCAUCAGACUCAACCAAGACCGAGGACUCCAUAAAAAAAGAAGACUAGCGGGAAAUAACCCCCGAAACAACCCCCCUUACACUAAUGUAAUCCAACCCUUCAGACGUUUAUUGGUUUUUAUAUAUCUUAGUACCACUUAUAGAUUUUUAUUUUCACAAGAAGUUUAGACUGAGAAUAGCUGGAGUUUUCAAGGUAAUCUUAAAGGGGUACUCUGGUGAAAAUUAUUAUUAUUAUUUUAUUUUUAU
Molecule: messenger RNA, 3056 nt
Organism: Hyla sarda
Lineage: Eukaryota; Metazoa; Chordata; Amphibia; Anura; Hylidae
Gene: RB1
Product: RB transcriptional corepressor 1
Exons: 27
Coding region: 136-2859 (907 amino acids)
Biological process (GO): cell morphogenesis involved in neuron differentiation; negative regulation of G1/S transition of mitotic cell cycle; neuron projection development
Cellular component (GO): nucleus; Rb-E2F complex; chromatin
Molecular function (GO): RNA polymerase II transcription regulatory region sequence-specific DNA binding
Source: RefSeq, a predicted model, not a curated record